Molecule: messenger RNA, 4945 nt
Organism: Dermacentor andersoni
Lineage: Eukaryota; Metazoa; Arthropoda; Arachnida; Ixodida; Ixodidae
Product: RYamide receptor-like
Biological process (GO): G protein-coupled receptor signaling pathway
Cellular component (GO): plasma membrane; neuron projection
Molecular function (GO): neuropeptide Y receptor activity; neuropeptide binding; tachykinin receptor activity
Source: RefSeq, a predicted model, not a curated record
UCACUUUCGUGUCCAACCUUCUGCUGGGCUACUGGCCUUUCGGCGGCGUCAUGUGCGUGUUGGUAACGUACGCGCAAUGCGUGACCGUCUUCAUCUCGGCCUACACUCUGAUCGCUAUCUCGGUGGACCGGUACACGGCCAUCGUGUACCCGCUGCGGCCCCGUAUGACCAAGCUGCGCUCCAAGCUCAUCAUCGCGCUCGUCUGGCUCGUGGCGCUGGUGACGCCACUGCCCACGGCGCUCGUCACGCAGCUGGUGCCGCACCCGUGCGCCAACCACACUUACUACUGCCUCGAGCAGUGGGGGCGGCCCGAGCAGACCGCCUACUACAGCAUGGCGCUCAUGAUACUCCAGUACUUCUUCCCGCUGCUCGUGCUCAUCUUCACGUACACGCGCAUCGCGGUCGUCGUCUGGGGGAAGGAGACUCCCGGCGAAGCCCAGGACGCCCGCGACCAGCGGAUGGCUGCCUCAAAACGAAAGAUGAUCAAGAUGAUGAUCGCUUGCGUGGCCGCGUUCCUCCUCUGCUGGCUCCCACUGAACCUGUUCAUCGUCGUGUCGGAGCAGUACCCGUCCAUCUACGACUUGAGCGGCAUCGGCUACAUGUGGUUCGUCUGCCACUGGCUGGCCAUGAGCCACGCCUGCUACAACCCGCUCAUCUACUUCUGGAUGAACGCAAAGUUCCGGGCGGGCCUGCAGGCGCUGUUCCGCUGCCUGCCGGCCACACGCCGGCGCUCCUCGUGCUUCGUGUCUACCUGCAACGUCAAGAAGGCGGCUACUUCCAACAGCAAUGCUAUCUGACUCAGUGCCCAAGGCGCCGCGGUGCCCGUCUCUGUGUCCCAUUGCAGAUGAUCAAGAUGAUGAUCACGGUGGUGACGGUGUUCAUGCUGAGUUGGCUGCCGCUGAACACCUACAUCUUGCUGUCGGACCUGGACCCGGGCGUGAACAACUACGAACACAUCCGCUACGUCUACUUCGUCAUCCACUGGCUGGCCAUGAGCCACGCUUCGUACAACCCGCUCAUCUACUGCUGGAUGAACUCGAAGUUCCGCGACGGCUUCUGCCAGCUCUUCCGGCGUUCGCAGCUCUGCUGGCCUGCGCGGCUGCGCCACCGGCGCCCGCCGCGCAAGGAGUCCGCUGCCGAGGUUGCCGCGCUACGCCGUUGCAAUACGUACACCACGUACGUGAGCGUGCGUGCAGUGCCGGGAUCCAGCUUCCGCUUCACCAAGGAUUCUACGCAAACGAACGGCAAGACGAGGCGCUACGAGGACUCGAAAGUUUAAACGCCCCGCUUCCAGAGCUCCGAGGGAGCCCCUGUCAUGCGGCCCGGCCACCGCCAAGCGCUAGCCAACGCUGCCGCUGUGGGGUCUGUACGGAGCAUAUCGUGGCAUGCAGUUCCGGGUGCUGGCGCGUUGAAUUGUCCACUUCGCUGACUCUUUUUGGCAGCAGUGAUUUGUGUGUGGGAUCCUCCCCGAGAAAACAACCGCAGUUGAGCGUCGCGGCAUCACAGAAGCUAGACAAAUAUUUGCUAAUAGUGUGCGAAGUCGUGUCCUACUGUUCUCGUGACUAUUGAUACACAAGAACCUCUGUGCUUCGAACGGCUGAUAGGGUGUCUCAUCUUAUUGGCUACGUGCUUCUGUGGAUACGCGGCGCUUCCUUGGGUCUGAAACACUGAGCGAGGUCCUUUGCCGAGAUGUGCCAAACAUCCGCAGUGAUAUCGCCCACACGACCGAGUUGCGAGCGGCGUAAAGACUCGUGUCUCGUCGCCACGGCUCGUUGACUCUGUAACUCUGUAGAGGAGCCAGUCAUGUGAGCGCAACGUAAUCCGCGUGUUCUAUCGACCGCAGAUGUGAACCAAGUUUUAUGGUCUUGUUGGCUUUACCGUUGUUGCGACUGGACAUGAACAAAAUAGUCAGCAGGACAAAAAGACACCACAUGGGCCAACACUGAAAUCGCCUGGUGGCAUUUGAGUAUAAUUUGCCGCUAAAGUUGGUGUAACGCGAGUUGGCCGAAAAUGUACUGCACGAAUAACAUUUUCAACGUGAUCGCCAGAGCAUGUAGUACAUCAGCGUGACUUGGCGGUGCUAGUAGGUUAUGUGCAUGCCCACUUGUGGUCAGCAGAAUUUGUUUCAUUUAAACACGCCACACUUUUAGAAAACUGCUUUUUGCCUGCUCAGACAGUUAAUAACUCCGUACGCUGUGGUAGCCAUGACAUAGCUCAGCAAAUGGUAUGCUUAUGAACCACUGCGUUCAUACUCGAAAAAGAAUCGGCUAAGGCAUAGUGCGGUUCUUGUCUCAGUAUUGCCGUAAUAAAACAGGUAUUCAGGCACGGCCAGAAAGCAGUAGAUGAAGCAGUGAUGAAUUCAGGCAAGUUUCUAUACGUGCUCUACGGAAUUUAGUUUUCAGGUGCGGUCAAAACGCUGCGUAGGAAGUAAAGAUGAAUCGUAUGCAGUAAUUUCGGAGUUCUGACAGAAGUGAAGCUUCGGAACCCUUGACAUGUUGGAACCUUCUCACAGAUUAAAAAAAAACAGUUAUGAAACUUCUAAUAAGAUUGGGUAGUUCGCGAUAACUGUUUCUGUAAUAACACCUUUCUUAGUAUGCACGAACUGUGUAUAUAGAUCGUGUGAUAACGGCGAUGGCUCGUGCAAUAUUGGGACCAUAUACCGGCGUGCAUAAAUUUGCAUGAAUUUAGUUCCUUGGCUUGCUCUCUAAGCGCUGUGCUCGAAACACAGCGGUAGCGAGCGAAGUAUAAAAGUACAGGGUAGACCUCAAGGCUCCAAAGGCCAUGCUUUAUCCCAGCUGCGACAAGCAGUACACCGACGAUACAAAUUACGUUACCCUGUGCCAUUUCAGAGGGCGCCGCUUAGCGAUGGACUAGACGCGAGGGACGAGUUCGCGCCCGUGCACGGAUACAUUGUCGUGGCGGCCGUAUUUUUGCAUAAAUGGAGAAUAGUUGAUUGGCCCUGUAGGCAGCAUAAGGUGCCGUGGCCUCCGACAUUCACCGUAAAGUCGUUCGCUGCAGGCCAGCCGUGUACCGCUCGCAUCAACUGAGGCCCCAGAAAAGCGAUCGUUUGUCUGCGUAUGGAGAGAUGAGUUCUGAAGCUGGAGGCAACACUGGGCGGCGUGUGUACGCGUGCGAUGUGAUCACUGUAGCCACUGUGUGCACGCAUGAACAAGGGGCCGCGAGCGUUUACUGGUACGCUGAACUCGCACUUAUUGCGUGCGUUUUCGGUGGCGCACGCUGCGUGGCGCGCACUCUUUCCCCUGGUUCCCCAUGAGGAGUUCGUGGCUUAGAUCAAGGCUAACGGCCAGAACAUGCCAAAUUUGACUACAGCAGAAGUUCGCUACUGGUUGCCCUGUGCCUGAGCCUCUUCGCCUGCCGCUGCUUACCAUCGCUCGUUUUUACGGUUCCUUCUUGGUUUAACCCUGCAAUGCCUAAGGCAUCAUAUAUGCUCCGCUCAGUUUCAUGCCUGCAAGUGCUGAUUUAAGCCCUGAAACAUUCAUGUCAAGCCCACAGAGUAUUUUUUUUCAUAUAUACAUAUUACUAAUUAAUUGAUUAUUAUACUAAUUGCGUUAUAACUUCAGAACCAUUUGUUCUUUUCUUUUUUUUUACCAAUGUACUCACCAUGGUCAGAAAUAAAGGUGACCAAGCGAACGAGAUGCUAGCAAAGGCAACAGCCCGAGACUCCAAAGACAAAUUUUCCUACUAAUUAAAAGCUUGCGGAAUCCCUCAGCUCACAUACAAGACCGUUCCCAUGUAAGAGGUGAAUCUGUGCGUUAUGUAACUGUUCGUGAAAGGAAGCUAACAACGAUAGCAAAUUUAUUAUUAGCAAAGGCAACCGGCCAGAUAGUUCUUACGAAAGAACUUUGGUAAUUCGGCCCGCGACUUACAAAGCACGAUGUAAGAACGAUGGCAGUCAAGGUGUCAGUUAUGAAAAGAUGUUUCGCACGAAACACUGUGAAUCCGGUCCCGAUAUCGCCCUGAAAUGUUUAAUCUGGGAUGCACUGCAAAAUUCGUAACGGAGACAGUCACGUGGCCCCUGUAAAUUUACUCUACUUGGAGUGCGCCCGUCAGGCGCAUGCGCCGCCGUGCCACGUGUGGGAGGCGUCGGCGCUGUGUAUUGUUUUCCCGAUGUGAUGUUUGCGUGCCAACGUGUCUAGAAGCCUCUGUGUCCCGCGUUUUCAAACCUUGUCGUGCAGAGGGAGCGGCCCCUAUUUUGUUGCCAGGCAACGCCGCUCCCAUCUUUUAUGGCGCGAAAAACCGCCGCCAAGCUAAAAUGACGAGGAUAUAGGUGUGUCGGCAACUAUGGUGUAUAUUACUGUCCGUCGCGACUUUCAGAGCCUGUCGUACAUUUUUGAAGUGUAUAUAAAACAGCAGGGUCUCAAUUUUUAAAUGAAGCGGAAGAAAGUGCAGAUAAUGUCAAGGUCACGUUUGAAAACAUGUGUAAACAAAGAUAUGGUAAGUUUAUACACAGCUAACCUCGUACUUUUCUGUAAAUUUACUACACUCUGAUAACAAUUAUUUAUUCACAUAAAUACAAUAAAACAAGCAUUCAGUGCUGCUUAAUUUUUCGUUUUUUAGUGCUCUAUAGCCGUGUUCUUUCAGGUAAUUUUCUUCGCAUACGAGUUCUAUUGCUCGCCACGCAUCUCAAGCGGUUUCCUUUUUGUCAUUUCGGAAACACUCUGUGUAACUGAGUGAUGAUUUCAAUUGUCAUGAAUAUUUCUUAAACGUAUCGAUUGCGUGCUCGCUUGCUCAAUAUUUAAGCGCAUAAUGCACAGACGCACUUUCACUCCAACAAAAACAUGUGAAAUGCUCAUGGUCAUGUUCUGAGUAUGUCCUCAUUAAUGUCCCUCCUCCAUUGCCUGCAUGCAAGAUAAUCUCGUGCGUGUAAAGAAUGUUGAAUGUUGUUGUUGUUGUUGUUGUGCACAAUUAAAGGCUUUCCAAAGUU